Messenger RNA from Ixodes scapularis (black-legged tick), 1331 nucleotides. RefSeq names its product tigger transposable element-derived protein 6. The record is from RefSeq and is a predicted model, not a curated record. NCBI's taxonomy places the organism in Eukaryota, Metazoa, Arthropoda, Arachnida, Ixodida, Ixodidae. Bases 178 to 1188 code for a protein of 336 amino acids. The transcript has a single exon. Gene Ontology annotation, cellular component: nucleus. Gene Ontology annotation, molecular function: DNA binding.
GGAUGGCUCCAUCGCUUCAAGGAGCGCCACGGGAUUGUUUACAAGUCCAUCGUCGGGGAAGGGGCAUCCGUGGACAUAGAGAGAGCGGAGCAGUGGCUUGCUGACAACCUGGACGAGAUCUACAGCUACAGUGAGCGAGAUGUCUACAACGCGGAUGAAACUGCGUUGUUUUACCAGAUGAGGCCUGUGCGUACGCACGCGUUAAAGGGCGACAAAUGCGUCGGUGGGAAGCACAGCAAGGUGCGGAUAACUGUGCUCCUGUGCUGUAAUGUAGACGGCAGCGACAGGCGCUUGCCGUUUGUGAUUGGAACGGCGAAGAAACCGCGCUGUUUCACCAACCCCCUGCCCGUACGGUACCGAGACAGUGCCAAGGCUUGGAUGACUCGGCAACUCUUUGCCGAAUGGCUCACGGAGCUUGACAAUGCCAUGGUCAAGCAAAAACGAAAGAUCCUGUUGAUCCUGGAUAAUUGCUCAGCUCAUCAUGUGAACCCACAGCUGAAUGCUGUGACUUUGAUGUUCCUCCCUCCGAACGCCACUGCCAAGCUCCAACCCCUCGACAUGGGGAUCAUCAGAAAUUUCAAAGUGUGCUACCGCCGCCGCGUCAUCGAAAGGCUGCUCAUCGCAAUCGGCCGACCAAGUGCGCGAGGGCCUCAGCUGACAAUUUCUCUCAUGAACGCAGUGGAAAUGCUGAAAGCCUCCUGGAUGGAAGUCAGGUCUGGCAGCAUCAAGAACUGCUUUCGAAAAGCUGGGAUUUCGUUUUCUCCUGCGGAGCAAUCUCCUGCGGAAGCAAGCCAAGACGAUGCGCAAAGCAUCGACUCGACCCUGUGGACCCAAGCCGUUGCUGCUAGUCUGACAGAGGAAGGGCAGACGUGGGACGACUUCGUUGACGCCGACGAAGAUGUCAUCGUCUCGGAGAGCGCCUCCGAUGAAGCUAUCGUGCGGGAGGUGCGGCAGGACAUCGCGGCGUCCGACGACGAAGAGGACGACGAAGACGACGUCGGCGAUGGGGUUGCUCCCUCACCUCCGGUUUCGACAGCGACGGCUUUGGGGCACAUAGCUUCGUUGAAGCAGCUGGUGUACGCACGGGGACUGAGCGAUGUUCACAUCGAUCAGCUGAGCAACCUGGAGAGCGCUAUAAUUGGAUCUGCACUGCGGAAGCAAACAGCGAUUACGGACUUCCUUGAAUAAACGCCAUGCACAUCGAUCGCAGGUGUUGCGCUUUCCAAUCCGUGCCGUGCUUACUUAUUUAUCUUGAAUUUUAAGGGUAAGUCCAUUUAUAACGAACUUCUCUUUGAGCGAACGCGUUUCGUGUUGUAGAAGGGUUCGUUGUA